AUGCCCGAUGAUAAUUUGUCAACAAAUAGCAACUUACCCGAGUCUCCACGAAGUGCAUUAAGCGAAAUUGAUCAAAACAUGCAAAAGGAAAGCCAAUCAAGUCCGGAAAGCGAAAUUAAAGGUCUAAAGGACGAUCUGAUUAAUGAAGAGAUUGGAGGUCAAAAGCAAACAGAAGAUCAGAUUAAUAGAGAAAUUGGAGGUCAAAAUCAAACGAAUAAGGAAGCAGUUGAAAAAUUUCUUACCGGGAGU
This is a messenger RNA of Dentiscutata heterogama, 249 nucleotides long. The record is from the annotation of a GenBank genome assembly. Lineage: Eukaryota; Fungi; Glomeromycota; Glomeromycetes; Diversisporales; Gigasporaceae.